AUGGGGACAACGGUAGCCGGUUUGCCGCGGUUUGUGGUUCUCCGAUCAAGGAGAGCCAACAGGUACCUGCAUUACCUUUGGAACGACCAGUGGGGGCUGGAUUACUACCAGUUCAUCGGCAUGAAGCGGGACCUGGACCCGGUGAGCCCGUUCGUCAAGCUCGAAGUCGUCCCUUCCACCACAAACCCAUCUUCCUACGUCCACCUCCGCUGCUCUUACAACAACAAAUUCUUCCGUGUUGUGCUAAGGUUUGGCGUGUGGUGGGUCACUGCCACGGCGGACAACCCCAACGAGGACACCUCCAGAGUCGGCGAGUGCACGCUCUUCGAGCACGUGUUCGUCGGCAACCAGAUCAACACCGUGUGGUUCCGUUACGUGCCCAACCAACGCCGUCUCACCUGGUUCAACAACCCCGCCCAUCCGUACCUUUAUCGUCUGUCAUUAGUCUACAGCGCGAAUCCCCUCUACGGCGACUUUUACGAGUUCGCGCCAUGGGAGUCGUACGAGGACAGGAUGAGGGCCAAACACUACCAGAUCCAGACCCGUGACAUGGAGAUACAGAGGUUGACUGCCCAGGUCGCCGCCAGAGACGAGGAGCUCCGCAACCUGCGCCGCCAGCUCGCCCACAAAGACGAGGUCAUCCUUGACCUUAAGGGCCGGGUGGCGGCUCUCAAGGCCUACCUGGAGAAAAGGAAGGCCAAACUGGAGUAUGGAAUGCUGACUCUGCACUCCACCGUCACAUCCGCUUGGGAGUCGUUCCAGCUGAACGUCGCCUGUGGAAUCGUAAGAAUUGCAGCUGGUUUCGAACAGAUACUCACACUGCCAGCGACAUGA
Molecule: messenger RNA, 834 nt
Organism: Linum tenue
Lineage: Eukaryota; Viridiplantae; Streptophyta; Magnoliopsida; Malpighiales; Linaceae
Source: the annotation of a GenBank genome assembly